Molecule: messenger RNA, 1362 nt
Organism: Marmota flaviventris (yellow-bellied marmot)
Lineage: Eukaryota; Metazoa; Chordata; Mammalia; Rodentia; Sciuridae
Source: RefSeq, a predicted model, not a curated record
AUGGGGAAAUUUCAGUCCAAGCACGCCGCCGCAGCCUGCAAGCGGAGAGAGAGCCCCGAAGGGGACAGCUUCGUGGUGUCCGCAGACGCGAGCGGCCGCAAAGGCACGGAGGAGGCGGAGCGGCGCCCAGGCGGCGGCAUGGAGCGCCGCGUGCGGGACAAGCAGGAGCUUCCCAGUGGGGACCCCAAGGAUGGGCCUUUCCGGGAGGACCAGGUGCCCCUAGAAGUGGCGCUACCCCCCGAGAAGGCCGAGGGCCACAGGGGCCCAGGACAGCUCUUCAGCAUGGACGAAGGGGAGAGAGCCGCAAACCGUGAGGGCUCGCGAGGCCUGGGCAGGAAGCGCCUGAACAUUGACGCCCUUCAGUGUGAUGUCUCGGUGGAGGAGGAUGACCGUCAGGAGUGGACAUUCACACUGUAUGACUUUGACAACAGUGGGAAGGUCACCAGGGAGGACAUGUCCAGCUUGAUGCAUACCAUUUAUGACGUCGUCGACGCCUCCAUCAACCACUCCUCAGGCAGGAGCAAGACCCUCCGAGUGAAGCUGACCGUCAGCCCCGAGCCCUCUAGCAAGAAGAAGGAGUGUCCUCCCACCAACCAGGACCGGGAGCCCAAUCGCAGCCAGACGGAGAGCGAGCUUGCAGAGGAUGCCCGGGUUGCGGAAAAGCGGCUGUCUGCCCACGUCGGGAGGCCCAGCGUCGAGCCCCAGCCCUGCUCUGUGCGGGGGCCCUACUGCGUGGAUGAGAACACCGAGCGCAGAAACCACUACCUGGACCUGGCUGGGAUCGAGAACUACACCUCUAAAUUUGGCCCAGGGCUGCCGGAGCAGGCAAGGCAGGAGCAGCAGGGCAGGGCCGCCUAUCUCCAGAGCAGGUCCCGCUCCCAGGAGCCGGACACCCGUGCUGCCCAUCACCGCAGGUCCCAGAUGCUGGCCGAGCAUGCCAUGCCAGUUCCCGAGCCCACUGUGAGGGCCCUGGACAUACAGCCCCGGCUGAAGGGGCAGGAGAAGCAGUUCCUCAGGUCCCCCAAGGGCCCAGGGAAGCCACUGGGGCUGGCAGGCAGCAGCAAGCCGGGGAAGGCCCUUGGCUACUACCUGCCGGCUGCCUCGGCCCCCCAGGCCCCUCAGGACGGCCACCACCUCCCACAGCCCCCUCCACAGCCCCCACCACAGCCCUACGGCCACAAGCGAUACCGGCAGAAGGGCAGGGAGGGCCCCUCGCCACUCAAGGCCCCACACGGCCAGCCUGUGGUGGAGCACGAGGCCUUGCGGGACCUUCCAGCCGUGCCAGGGGCCGAGGGCUACAUGGUGCCCGUGGUCCAGCGGCAUGAGCACCACCACCAUCACCAGCACGAGCACCACCACCAC